CCCCCGGCCAUUGCGAAUGUACUCCAUUAGUGCCACUCUGUGAGAGUUAUUCGACUGACUCACGUAUAGGGCACUUUAUCUGUCCUAUUCAUUAUACUUCUUGUCUACCUGAGGGUCAUCUGCCUGUUUUCUCUCCAUCUGACGCUCUCAUACACCCCCCGAGAAUUCACCGCGCUCAAGCGACAUUCCUACGCAUUGGUCUGAGUGAGGAAUCGCCGUGUGCUUCGCACAGUGACCUUCGACAUGAGUAACUCACUCGCGCCUCUGGACCCCAUUACCAAUGGGUCGGCGGAUCGCAAUAAGAAAGUCGCCUAUUUCUACGAUUCCGAUGUGGGAAACUAUGCCUAUGUCUCGGGACAUCCGAUGAAGCCUCAUCGCAUAAGGAUGGCUCACAGUUUGGUCAUGAACUAUGGCCUUUAUAAAAAAAUGGAGAUAUACCGGGCGAAGCCGGCCUCGAAAUACGAAAUGACCCAGUUCCACACGGAUGAGUACAUCGACUUCCUUUCGAAGGUUACACCAGACAACAUGGACUCCUUCGCGAAGGAGCAGAGCAAGUACAAUGUCGGAGACGAUUGUCCCGUUUUCGAUGGACUCUUCGAGUUUUGCGGUAUCAGCGCGGGUGGUAGUAUGGAGGGUGCCGCUCGGCUCAACCGCAACAAGUGCGACAUUGCCGUUAACUGGGCCGGUGGUCUUCACCACGCGAAGAAAAGUGAAGCAAGUGGUUUCUGUUAUGUAAAUGACAUCGUUCUGGGUAUCCUGGAGCUGCUGCGAUUCAAGCAGCGCGUGCUUUACGUUGAUAUUGAUGUCCACCACGGAGAUGGUGUUGAGGAGGCAUUCUACACGACCGACCGUGUGAUGACGGUGUCCUUCCACAAGUACGGCGAGUACUUCCCAGGUACGGGUGAGCUGCGCGAUAUCGGAGUGGGUCAGGGCAAGCACUAUGCCGUCAACUUCCCUCUCCGCGAUGGCAUUGAUGACAUCUCCUACAAGAGCAUCUUUGAGCCCGUUAUUAAGAGCGUUAUGGAAUGGUACCGACCCGAAGCUGUGGUUUUGCAGUGUGGUGGCGACAGUCUUUCGGGCGACCGUCUUGGAUGCUUCAACCUCAGUAUGCGGGGCCACGCGAACUGUGUGAACUUUGUGAAGAGCUUUAACCUGCCCACGAUGAUUCUUGGCGGUGGUGGUUAUACGAUGCGAAAUGUGGCACGUACUUGGGCCUUCGAAACCGGUAUUCUCGUUGGUGACACCCUUGGGGCGGAGCUUCCCUACAACGAUUACUACGAGUACUUCGCACCCGACUACGAGCUGGAUGUACGCCCGUCCAACAUGGACAAUGCCAACACGAAGGAAUACCUCGAUAAGAUCCGCACACAGGUUGUGGAAAACCUUAAGCGGACCGCCUUUGCGCCCUCCGUGCAGAUGACCGAGGUGCCUCGAGAGCCUCUCGUGGAGGGCAUGGACGACGAGGCAGAUGCCAUCUUGGACGAUCUAGACGAGGACGAGAACAAGGACAAGCGCUUCACCAAGCGGCGCUUCGAUCAGUACAUUGAGAAGCCUGGAGAGCUUAGCGACAGUGAUGACGAGGAGCUGGCUGGGGCCAACGGUGUCCGGCGGCAACCCAACGCGCUUAAGCGGAGGAACCAGGUCAACUAUCGGAAUCUCGAUGUGAACGACUCGGGGCUGGAGAGCGGCAUGGCCACGCCACAGGACGCAUCCUCCCUUCCUGACGAUGACAUGGAUACGACUGCUGAUGCGAAGAUGACUGAGGCUCCGGAGCCGGAGACUGAGGCGCAAGCCACCCCCUCUGCGGCCGAUGCGCCGUCCCGAGCAGAUGAGGCCUCCGCGACAGAGCAGACAGAGAUGGCAGUGGAUGGGCCAGAAACGACGGCGGCAUCGGCGCCGAUCUCCCGGCAACCGUCUCCCAAGCCUCAGGACGAAGACACCACGAUGGUAGAUGCGGGCGAGGCCGCACCGGAAACCGAGAAAUCCGAAGCUGCGCCUGAAGGCGCGGCUGAAGAGGAAGAGAAGAAGCCCAGCGAGGAGACCCCUGCGGCUGACAAGCCCGCUACGGAAGAAACACCUGCCGCAAAAGAAGAGUCACCUGCGAAAGAGACAACUGAGGCAGCCGAUACGGCAGAGGCGGAGACCAAGCCUGCGGAGGCCAGUGAGCCGAGCGAGGUCAAGGACAAGACACCAGAGGCAGCCAAGGACGAGUCAGGUGAGGCUAAAUCAAAGGAGCCCAGCGCGGAAGCCGCAGGAGCAACAGAAGCCGAGAAGACCGAGGAAGCAAGCAAGACCGAGGAGUGAAGCUGAGCGAGCAAGAUGGGAACAAACGAACGACUGGCGCAAAGGCACGGGCGGAUGGUGUUUGGGAACGAAUUGAUUUCUUACCAUAUUAUUAUUACAUAUUUGAGAGCAUGAAUGCCUAGUAUUUUUAGAGCAGAUUCAAUAACGUGUAUUUACCAAUGUAUUCCAUAUC
This is a messenger RNA of Aspergillus vadensis CBS 113365, 2476 nucleotides long. It is a transcript of the gene rpdA, whose product is annotated as histone deacetylase RPD3. Bases 244 to 2304 code for a protein of 686 amino acids. The record is from RefSeq and is a predicted model, not a curated record. The transcript is spliced from 4 exons. Lineage: Eukaryota; Fungi; Ascomycota; Eurotiomycetes; Eurotiales; Aspergillaceae. Gene Ontology annotation, molecular function: histone deacetylase activity.